AUGGCUGACAACACCCCAACUGCUCCGUCAACAGGCCACGGUCGUGGUGGUGGCCGCCGUCGUGGCCGCGGAGGCGCCCCUCCCUCUGGCCGUUCAGAUGAGCCGCGUAACGCUGGCGAUGGACCAGGUCGAGGAGGCAGGUCCCGCGGUCGCGGAGGUCGAGGCUCUGGUGGACGUGAUAAGCAACGGAGCCAGGAUGAACCCGAAGCCACCGAGACACAACCCACAAAGACUGUUGCGACUGUAGGGACAAAAGAGGUCCCCGCCGCUACCGAUGAUGCCGACGAUGGAGAGAUCUGCUUCAUUUGUGCGUCGACCGUUGAACAUACCUCCGUGUCGCCUUGCAAUCACCGGACGUGUCAUAUUUGUGCGCUCCGCUUGCGCGCACUUUACAAGAACAAGGGUUGCGCUCAUUGUCGAACCGAGUCCGCCUUUGUCAUUUUCACCGAUGACCCCGUUCGACGAUUUGAGGACUUUGAGAAGAAAGAUUUCGCUCGAACCGAUGAUAAUUUGGGAAUCCACUAUGAGAAGGACGAAAUCUUUGAAGACACGGUGUUGCUGCUUCGAUACAACUGCCCUGAUGAAGACUGUGAUGUCGCUUGCCUUGGAUGGCCGGACUUGCAUCGCCACGUGAAGAGCAAGCAUGGCAAAGUGAUGUGUGACCUUUGCACACGGAACAAAAAGGUGUUCACUCACGAGCACACUCUCUUCACCAUGGCCGAGUUGCGAAAACACGAGAAACAUGGCGACCACAAACCUGGUGCUAUCGACCAAAGCGGCUUCAAAGGCCACCCCGAGUGUGGUUUCUGUCGGCAACGAUUCUAUGGCGAUGACGAGUUGUACGCCCAUUGUCGUGACAAACACGAAAGAUGCCAUAUUUGCGAUCGCCGUGCCUCCCAUCGUCAGCAGCAAUACUAUAUUGACUACAAUGCUCUGGAGGGCCACUUCCAAAAAGACCAUUUCCUUUGCCUUGACCAGGAAUGCUUGGACAAGAAGUUUGUGGUAUUCGAGUCACAGAUGGACCUAAAGGCCCACCAGAUUGAGGCACACCCGAAUGGAGUUUCCAAAGAUGUGCGUCGGGAUGCUCGGAUUGUCGAUCUUGCCGAGUUCGAUAUUCGAAGCCCAUAUCAGCCACAGCAGCGUCAGCGCCGCGGUGCUGGUCGUGGUCGGGAUCCCAACGCGGAGCCUCUGCCUGUCUCUAGCGCACAACCUCUCGGGCGUGCCGAGCAGGCCUUCCAAAGACAGCAAGCAAUUCAGAGCUCUCAGUCUGUUACUACUCGUAGUUUCGGCGGACAGCUUAGUCGCAAUGAGACCCAGACAGUCCAGGCACCCGCUCGGUCAGCAGCGGGUACCCCGAACCCUGCAGCUCGUCCACGACCCCCACCUACUGCAGAGCUGGAGAGUCUUAGUCUUGCGGCGACAUCCGCAACCCUGAGCCCGCAAGAUCAAGCUCGGCGUCUGCGCCAUACCGCCGUGGUGGAGCGGGCGUCAAAUCUACUCCACAAUGAUGCUAACAAGCUUGCUGAGUUCCGAACGAGAGUGUCCAGCUAUCGAACUUCGUCCAUUGGUGCGACGGAGCUUAUUGAUGCAUUCUUUUCUCUGUUCGAUACCUCUAGCUCGGAGCUAGGCAAACUCAUCAAGGAGCUUGCCGAUAUUUAUGAAGAUGAGAGCAAGCGAACCAGUCUUCUUCAAGCUUGGAACGAUUGGCGCGCCAUAAACGAGGACUACCCUGCUCUCCCAGGCCCGGGCGGUCUUCUGCCUGGUAUGUCUCCUGCCACAGUGAGCACCGGCGGCAGCCGUGUCUUGCGGCUGAAGUCAUCUACCGCUCAAUCGUCUCGCUCUGCCGUUGGUAGAAGCGGUGCCAUCUCCUCAUCCUCCGCCAAUCCCUUCCCCCCUCUCUCUGCAGCUGUCGGUAGCUCAUCUCGCCGCAACAAUGCUGCCACUUCCACUCCCUGGGCCGCUGCCGCCCCUCCACCCUCCAUUAGUCGCCCGUCAUACUCAACCCCUCCCAGUCGUGCCUCCCCGGCGAUGUCUGCUAGUUCCUCGCGCCCCGCUGCUGGUGUAGACGCGUUCCCUGCUCUCCCCGCGGCCGCCAAGCCAAACGUCAUGAUGCCAGGAAAGACUCGUGGUUACAUCCGGUGGGACGAGCGUAAGGGUCCUGCUGCGAAUGCUUGGGGGUCAAAUCCGUCUUCUGGCCUUGCGUCUCCAGCAGAGCCAGCAGAUGAUUUCGAUGACGAGCCUAGCGAUGGGAAAAGGGGAAAAAGAAGAAGGGCAAGCAGACCCUCUUCCACUUUGGUUGAUUGGUUGUGA
Molecule: messenger RNA, 2310 nt
Organism: Penicillium cataractarum
Lineage: Eukaryota; Fungi; Ascomycota; Eurotiomycetes; Eurotiales; Aspergillaceae
Product: E3 ubiquitin-protein ligase HEL2
Exons: 3
Coding region: 1-2310 (769 amino acids)
Biological process (GO): rescue of stalled cytosolic ribosome; protein ubiquitination
Molecular function (GO): ubiquitin protein ligase activity; ribosome binding
Source: RefSeq, a predicted model, not a curated record